GGGGGCAGCUGCUUCACUGUUGCAGAAGUUUGCAAAGGCUGCUGUUCUAGAAUCUGGGGAAGACCAUGUGAGUGCAAGUACCCGAUGGGCUGCCAGAUUGGGAAACCACGGCAAACGGACCUACCACACAGAGGAUACCUUUCACAAAGCUCUUUCAAGAUCUGAUGACGCCAUCAUCAAGUGCCCAAUCUCGUAUGUUGUGAUCCCUGUGGUUGACAAGCAGGCAGCGCGUGCUUUGAGAAGAAAACCAAACAAGAAACGCAGAUUCAACGUGCGGAAUGCCAAAAACACCAAAGGAAAGAAACAUCAACCUACGAAGUCAGGGGCAGCCCCCCAACCCAUCACUCAAAAGAAGUGGCCAGUGAUGAACCCACGUGUCAUGCUCGAUGCGGUGGCCAAAGCUGGAGCAAAUCAUCUCUUGGAGGGGGAUGACUUCGACUGGCUAGAGUUUUGGGAAGCAGCCAAUAGCGAGCCUUGGGGCCGGUCGCACGUUGUGCAAUCGUGGCCGGCUGAGAAAAGAAAACGGGCAAUUGGGAUAGCUGCUCACGGCGAUGAAGGUCAAGGAAAGAAGGACAAAAGUGUUUUAGUACUUUCGUGGAGCAGUUUUGGCGUCCACAAACGAUCAACUUCAUGCAAGUUUCCAUUUGCGGUUAUGCGCUCAACGUGCUUUGCGUACGAUGGCAAACGGAACUUGACAUUGGAAAUGCUACAAAAACACUAUGUCAGGAUGUUCAACGAGUGUGCCCACAUGCCUGAUGGUGACCAACUUUCUUUGCACUAUUGCGCAGGGAAGGGGGAUUGGAAAUUUAAGAAGGAGUGGUUGGAUGAACCAAGAUCUUAUUUGAGGGCGGCAAAGAAAGAAGGUUCCGAUGGACCGCACAUGGUCUGUAGGCGGUGUUUGGCGGGAUCAGAUGGUUCCAAACCGUGGUUGGAUGUAACAAACAUGGCAUUCCACAACCAAGCGGAUAUGGACGCUGCUGCAAGAAAUUGCGCCUCGCAUGUUAUUAAACAUGUGUGCAUUGGUAUUUGUUUGUCUUUUGUAAAACUAAAAUAGGUUCCAGAUCUCCCAAACUCAAAGAGUCUGAUAUCAGGCAUUGGGCCGAAUGUGGCUAUACGACAUUUGUCAGGGUGGCACAUUAGUUGUGAGUAUCCAGACAUAUUGCAUUCGGUCUGGCUUGGAACUGCCCGGGACACCAUCGGGUCGCUCAUGAUGGACUUAUGCGAAUUUGGACCAUGGUGGCAAGAUUUCAGUGCUUGGGAUGACAAACUUCAUGCAAUGACGCUUGAUGCGCGACGUUUCUGUGAAGAUCACAAGAUCCCCCCCGUGCACGAUUGAGGAAUGGAGUACCUUGCCACAACCCAGUUUCAUACUUGUAAAUGCCCUUGAUGCAGUUACACUGGACUACCCUGAAGCAUCGGGCAAUGCCUUUACCAACCGAGUUUUGUUCUUCAGCUGAAAACUUCAAUUUCCGUCCUAAAGGGAAACACACACAGUCCAAUUUUUUGCACCGAGGCUGGCAUUUUUGACGGAACGGCUGAAUGAAACUUGCCCGGCAAACAGUGCAAACACGCAAACUGGACAACAACACACAAAACGAUCAAACAUGGGCGCAGCAACUAAGGAAGCAUCUCUAUCUUCAAAAGAUUUGCGGGUGCAAGCAGUAUGUAGCUGGUCUUUGCAUACGUUCAGUACCACUUUGGAUGGGGCCCAAAUGUGGCUGUCAAACGGGGAAGCUUCACGCCUCGUAAACCUGGGAAUGGUUUACGCGCAAAGUGUGGUGAAGUUGGGGGAGAUUGCACUCAAAGAGUGCAGACCUCGCUACAAAAUUAGACCUAAAUUCCAUAGCUUUUUGUGCGAGACUGUUCUUAGGAUUUCUGAUGGUUCGCGGAUGAACCCGCGCUUUGUGUCCUGUUUUCAGGACGAGGAUUACAUAGGGAGGGGUUGCAAGCUCGCGCGAAUGCCGAGCAGUCACCCGAUGACAAUGUCCA
Molecule: messenger RNA, 1989 nt
Organism: Durusdinium trenchii
Lineage: Eukaryota; Dinophyceae; Suessiales; Symbiodiniaceae
Source: the annotation of a GenBank genome assembly